UCGGGACCGUCCCGUCCGGAAGGACCCGAACCCAACCCAAAAAAAGUCCCGAACUCCUCCGGAACAAGCCGAACCCACUCGGCCCCCGGGAUGCCCCCUCCGUGCCGCCCCCCGUCCCUUCUCCGCUGCAUCCAAGCCCUCAGCGCCCUGCUGGCCCUGGCCCUGGCAGCAGCUCCUGGCUACUGGCACCCCGGCGAGGGCGACGGCUGCUUGUCCGCCUGGGCUUUAUCCUUCGUCUUCACCCUCCUCCUCCUCCUCAACGACGCCUUCCGCCGCCCGCCGCCCCGCCGCGACCUCCCGCUGGUCCUGGCCACCGCCGCCGCCAUGGCUUGCGCCACCGCCACCGUCCUGUGGCCACUGGGCCACCUCCGAGGGAACGAGGGUGGCCACGGCCGCCCCCGCGCCCUCCGCGCCGCCGCCACCGCCGCCUCGGCCAUCGCCACCUUGGCCUACGCCGCCGAGGUCACCCGCGACCGGGCGCGACCCGGCGAGGCCGCCCCGUACCUGGCCACCCCCUCGGGGCUGCUCAAGGUGGUCGAAGCUUUCCUGGCUCUUCUCCUCCUCGGUUUAUCGGCCGAGCUGGGCGCGGCGUCCGGCCCGGCGGCGUUGCGUUGGUGUCUGGGCAUUUUCUGCGUGUCCUUCGUGCUGGGGGUGCUGCUGGUCGGGGGUUGCCUGCUGGGAUGGGGGUGGUGCGGGUGGAUGCGCGACCCCGAGGGGCUGCGCUGGGGGUUGGGGGUCUAUGCGGGGUUAGGGGUGGUGGCCUACGGGGCGGCCACGGUGCUGUGGGCGCUGUACAGCUUCUCGGACGACAUGGGGGGCCGCUCGCGGAGACCCUACGGCUGCUCGGCCACGUGUCCCUGGGACAGGGAGGUGCUGGUGGCCGUGCUCAGCGGGCUCAACCUGGUGGCGUUCGGGGUGGAUUUGGGGCAGACGGGCAGGUUGGUGCUGCUCAGGGCCUGAGGGGGCG
Molecule: messenger RNA, 967 nt
Organism: Catharus ustulatus (Swainson's thrush)
Lineage: Eukaryota; Metazoa; Chordata; Aves; Passeriformes; Turdidae
Product: myeloid-associated differentiation marker homolog
Exons: 2
Coding region: 91-960 (289 amino acids)
Cellular component (GO): membrane
Source: RefSeq, a predicted model, not a curated record